AUGCCGUCUUCCGCGCCCUCCCUAGCCACUAUAAUCCUCAUAUCCGCCGUAGCAGUCGCUCUCCUCGCACUCCAAUGGAACUACAACGCUCAAUGCGCAUCCCCAAGCGCGCCGCCAGACGCCGAGACCACGCAUUCGGGAUACUUUGAUUACGAGUGCGCGGGUAAACCGCACCAUUCGAGCUGGAGCAGCUGGUGGCAUCCACAGCGAAAAACAUGGAGCGGAGUGGAAUCCAGCCAUAGCCAUGGAAGAGGCGCGGGCGCUGUCACAAAGGAUUGGAAUAUCCUAUACCAUUUAGGAGGUAAUGGGCCAUGGGUGGAGAAGGUGGUGGAUAUAGUGGAGGGAGGCAUUGCAGUGCCAGAGGGUUGCGAGGUCGAGCAGGUGCAUAUGAUGGCUCGACAUGCCGAGCGGUACCCUACGGUUCGAGUAGCCAAGAGGAUUCAGAUGCUCGUGGAGAGGAUGAAGCAAAGCGGAAUCCCUUUUACAGGCGAUCUUACGUUCGUCAAUGACUGGGAGCUCUUUUGGUCAGACGACUCCCAAAUCGAACAACUCACCGCCACGGGCCCCUUCAGCGGCACCCUCGGCUCUUUCACGACCGGCGUGCGCCUCCGAACCCGAUACGCACACCUCCUCACGCGCGCCUUUUCGCUCCCCUCCAAACUGAAAUUCUGGGCCAGCGACUCCCCACGCGUCAUCGACACUGCCCGCUAUUUCGGCACCGGCUUCUUCGGCCUCGACUGGGCCAACACCACACGUCUCGAAAUAAUAUCCGAGCACUCGUCUCUCGGCGCCAAUACGCUUACCCCAGGCGACACAUGUCUCGCCUAUGUCGAAGACGAGGAGGAGGGGCAUGACAAGGGGUACACGAUGUUAGAUCGCUACCGCGCUACGUACCUAGGCGCAAUCCGCAUACGCCUCCUUAAGCAGAACCCCGAAAUCGAAUUCACAGACGACGAGAUCUACGCCAUGCAAGAAAUGUGCGGCUUCGAGACGACAGUGCGGGGAAGCAGUCACUGGUGCGAUGUGUUUACUCAAGACGAGUUUCGCAGCUUCGAGUAUGCGAGGGAUUUGCUGCAUUACUAUCGCGCGGGGCCGGGGACCAAGUAUGGCGCUGUUAUGGGGUGGUUGUGGUUGAAUGCGACGACGAAUCUGCUGCUAGAAGGACAGCGCGCCGGCCCUUUAUUCUUCAGCUUUGUGCAUGACGGCGAUAUAGCACCUAUGAUCACGGCGCUCGAUAUUAUCAAUGAUGAGGAGCAUCUUCCUAUUACGCAUAUCCCGGCGAAUCGCAAGUGGAGGAAAUCGCAGGUCUCUCCUAUGGGUGGGCGGACCAUCUUCGAGCUCCUCUCGUGCAAAUCUAGCGAUGGGACUACGGACCCAAGGAAGUACGUGAGGAUCAACAUCAACGACGGCAUUACGGCUAUUCCGAGCUGCGAUAGUGGUCCGGGGAGGAGUUGCCCGCUAGAAGAAUUCGCGGCUAGAACGAAGAGAAAAGGUGAAGAGGUUGGAGAUUUCAGAGAGAAGUGCGGAUUGGGUGAGGAUGCUGCGGAUAGAAUUACCUUCUUGCGGCAGUGAGGGUUGUGUGCUUGGCUAGACUCUGGAAAUACUAGGUAGUCAACAAAACGUAACUUAACAUUACAUCCUCCAAAGGUGCCACGACCGAUCCUUAACCUCUCAAAAUAAAAACCAUAAUCUAUACAGUAUCAAACCCUUACACCACAACAACCUUGUCAUUAAACCGCCAACUUCUUCCGCAAACCGUCCAUCAAAGCAUUCAAUACCCAUACUUCUCCAGCUCCGCCUCCGUCCACUCCCACAGCUUCUUCGCCAACCCC
Messenger RNA from Trematosphaeria pertusa, 1832 nucleotides. RefSeq names its product phosphoglycerate mutase-like protein. Lineage: Eukaryota; Fungi; Ascomycota; Dothideomycetes; Pleosporales; Trematosphaeriaceae. Gene Ontology annotation, molecular function: acid phosphatase activity. The coding region runs from base 1 to 1572 and encodes 523 amino acids. The transcript has 4 exons. Gene Ontology annotation, cellular component: fungal-type cell wall. The record is from RefSeq and is a predicted model, not a curated record.